This is a messenger RNA of Pyrgilauda ruficollis (rufous-necked snowfinch), 4154 nucleotides long. It is a transcript of the gene SH3TC1, whose product is annotated as SH3 domain and tetratricopeptide repeats 1. NCBI's taxonomy places the organism in Eukaryota, Metazoa, Chordata, Aves, Passeriformes, Passeridae. Gene Ontology annotation, molecular function: protein binding. The transcript is spliced from 17 exons. The coding region runs from base 1 to 3903 and encodes 1300 amino acids. The record is from RefSeq and is a predicted model, not a curated record.
AUGGAGAGUUUGGCCGUGGCAGGUGGCACGUCUAUGCUCAGCACUAACACCAUUGUCCCUGCUCUGGAGGGAGAGCAAGACAGGAACUUGGAGAGGGAAGAAACAGAGCAGGAAAUGUGCAGGUGUGACUGCAAACAUGUGGAGAGCAAUGCUGCCAUCAGCACCCUCAGGGAUGGAGUUGGGAUGGACACGUUGCAAGAACAAAUGGAGUGUUCUCCAAGUGAAAAAUGCAUGAAUGUCAGUUCAAGGACCCUUCCCAGUCAGGCAGAGAAUUUUCCAACUGAUAUCUCCCUGAAGUUAACAAUGGUGAAAAGAAAGAGUGGAUGUCCUGAUCCCAGGCUCCAAAGACAGCUCAGAGGGCAGCUCCGUCUCCUGGAAAAUGACAGCAAGGAGGUGAUGACUGUCUUCAGUGAGCUUUCUGCCAGACUCCUGUCUAUUCACAGUGAUCAAGAUUUAAUAGUGGUGACAUUUAAAACUUUUGAAGAAAUAUGGAAGUUUCUAACCUACCACUCACUGGGUUUUAUAAAUCAUUGCAUGGAGAAUUUAUUCCUAGACCAGUCUUUCUGGCUAUAUUCCCAAGAGGAGGAAGAUACAGGCAUUGAAGUCUGUAUAAAUGAAAAAUCAUUAAAUUUGAUGUACAGAAGUCUGCUAGUACAGGAAGGAACUUUUUUUGGUUUAUAUCCUGAUAAUACGAUAAGAAAGAUGAUGGUUACAGACAAUGAAAUGACUUAUUUUGAGACUGGGGCUUUUACUGGAGAUGUUAAAGGUGGAUCUGUGGAUAGUGACAUGCCCAUGUGGUCUAAUGCUUCCCUGGAGCCAUUGGAGCCUUUCCAUCAGUGGUUUCUUAAAGGGUAUUCUAAUCCCAUUGAUUUUUCGUAUAAAAAUGAAUCUAAGUCUAUCAGAAAAGUUGCAAGGGGAUCCUGUCUAGCUGUGAUGAAUCAUGAAAGUAUUGUGUCAGAAGAACUGAGUUUCCAGGAAGGGGACAAAAUUGAGAUCCUUGGCUACUUCAUUGAAUGCAUGGAAUGGUUUCUUGGAAGACAUGAGUUUACUGGCCAAAUAGGUUUUGUAAAGACAGGUCAUGUUAAACUGGACUUAUCUAGAAACAAGUUGUGGAGAAUGGUCACAUCUUUGCUGCCCACUGAUGAGUUAGAAGAACCUGAAUUUCAGAAAGCGCAUGAAUGUGAAAUUGCACGCUCACCUUCUAGCCCAGGAUCCACUAGCAAGAAUGGCAAGAUAGAAGAAUUGCUGAAGAACUUCAAGAAUUUGGAGGCCACUCAAGCUGAAGAGCCAACUGCUGAAGGGAAGGAAUCUGCUGGCUCUUCAAAGACUGAAAUAUUUCCUCUACCUGAAGGGCCUUGCUUCCACAUAUGUCAGGAAGAUAUUCAAGCCUCUGACUUCUUUGAGCCCUUGCUACUUUUCUUAAAUAGGAAAGAGUAUGAGAGCAACUUCAAAAGCCUGUAUAAUUUCUCUUAUUCAUUUAUAAAUAGCAUGUUUUAUGGAUUUUCAGAAGAAGAAGAACUGGUUAAUUUUUUAAGAUUAGCAAGGGAAGCAGCAAAGAAAGCAGGUCUGUCCUGGGCACUAGCAAGGCUGUGCUUUCUCUUAGGCAGGCUCAGUGUCAAAAAGCUGAAGUUUUCCCAAGCUCGUGUGUAUUUUGAGGAAGCAUUGAGAGCAGUAGCUGGAGGGUUUAGUGAUUUGUACUUUGUGAUUGCUCUUUAUACAAAUCUAACAGUCAUCUACUUGACCCAGAAGAACAAAGAAAAGUGUACUCAUAUUUUUGACAAGGCUGCAUCUCUUCUCAUGGGAAUUCCCAACUACAUUUGCAGUGCUGACCUGGAGUCAGAUAUACUGAAAUAUGCUCUGAAGAGGACAAUUUUGAGCCAGAACAAACAUGCAGAGGCAAGGGCAUGCUUUCUGCUGGCAAAACAUUACAGUGCACGCAAACAACACCAAGAGGCACUGCCAUUCUUGGAAAGGUUUCAGCUGUUGCUCAAUGACCUGGGUUUACAAAACAGUUUAUCCAACAACUGUUACUUCAAACUGGCAGAGUCCUACCACGAAAAGUGUUUGCCACACAUUGUGUUAAGUUGCAUGAAGGUUACCUCUCCCCAGAGCUCCAGUACCUUAAUGGAUUCCCUGAAAAGGAUUGAUUUAGUCAUCAAAAAUGCUCCCAAACUAUAUGGCCUGAGAAAACUCAGACAAAUAUUCCCAUCCCAAAUUGCACCUUACCUCAUACAAGCACUUUCUUCUGUCUCUACUAAUGAGGAGGAAGGACUGUGCAGCACUAUCUAUCUCAGCUUAGCAAAGCUGUACAGCCAUCACAAACAGUAUGGGAAAGCCAUUGCUUACAUGAUGAAAGCACUGGACUCUGCUUCUGCUAAGCCAGAGGAAACAAUCAACUAUUUGGUUUCACUUGCUUGGCUUUACAUUCUUUACAAGCAAUAUGAAGUGGCUUUAGCCAUUUUAAAUGCUGUUGUAGGCUCUGCAUGGAGCAGUCCUCAGCAGCUUGGCAUUGCUUACAACAUGCUUGCCAUUGCUUUGAAAAGGACAAACAACACAAAAGAAGCUGCUGAGAGCUACUACAAAGCUCUGUGUCUUUCAGAAGAGACUGACAUGGCCCAUAACCAAGCCAUAGCCCUGGCUAAUUUUGGGGCACUCUGCCUGCAUGCAGCAGCCAGCAAGCUGGCAGAACAUUAUUUUAUCAGGGCAGUUAAGCUAUUCUCCAAGCUUCCGAUUAUGGAUUGUGGUCAAGAUUUUAUCCAAGUCCUCCUUCAGCUGGGAUGUUAUUAUGUUGGUGGAACCGAAAGAGAGAAAGGAAGGUUUUAUUAUGAAUGGGCUUUUUUAGUUGCAAUGGAGACAAGUCAUCUGGAGAGUCAGCUGCAAGUGAUUAAACUGCUGUGUCAUUUCUACAGUGCAGUUGCUCCCAAUGAGACUCAGUGUGUCAUCUACAAUGAAUAUCAACUAUCUUUAGCCAGAAAAAUGUCCAACAAAGUUCUGGAGGGACAAAUUUUGGAAACUAUUAGUCAGCUUUAUUUGUCUUUAGGAACAGAAAGGGCUUACAGGUCAGCUCUGGAAUAUACCAAAAGAAGCCUUGGAAUAUUUAUAGAUCUCCAGAAAAAAGAGAAGGAGGCAUAUGCUUGGCUCCGGGCAGGAAAGAUAUAUUAUGUUCUGAGGCAGAACGAGCUUGUGGAUCUUUAUAUUCAGGUUGCUCAGGAUGCUGCUCUUUGCACAGGAGAUCCAAAUUUAGGAAUGGAAUUGUUUGAAGCUGCUGGAGACAUAUUUUUCAAUGGUACUUGGGAAAAGGAGAAAGCAGUGACUUUCUACAGGGACAGGGCUCUCCCACUUGCUGUUCAGAUGGGCAACAAAACCACUGAACUCAGAUUAUGUAAUAAAUUGGUGGAAUUGCUGAUGAAUCUGAAGGCUUACGAAGAAAGUCUGGAAUAUGCAAGAGUAGCUCUUGUCCUCAGUGUAAAAUUAGGAAAUCAGCUAAAUGAAAGAAUAGCUUACCAUCGCCUGGCAGCCAUCCAUCACCAUUUGGGUCACUGUGAACUAGCUGAACACUUCUAUUUAAAGGCCUUGUCCCUCUGUUCCUCUCCUCUGGAGUUUGAGGAGGAAACACUCUAUUAUGUCAAGGUGUACUCAAUCUUAGGAGAUAUUAUAUUCUAUGACCUUAAGGACCCUUUUGAUGCAGCUGGCUAUUACCACCUGGCACUCGCUGCUGCCAUGGACCUGGGCAAUAAAAAAGCUCAACUGAAGAUUUACACCAGACUUGCUGUGAUCUACCAUAACUUCCUCGUGGAUCGGGAAAUGUCUCUCUUCUUUUACCAAAAGGCAAGAACCUUUGCAACAGAGCUGAAUGUAAGGAGAAUAAAUUUAGCUCCUGAUCAGUGUUACAAGAGUUCAUAAGCAUUUUUGGAAAAUGCAGCCUAACUACUGCAGAAAUACCUAAGGAAAUACAGCACUGGCUUUGUAGGAGGAUGAAGGCUGCAUUCAAUGACUCAUUCAUUAUCUGUGUGCUGUAAGGUGGAGCUCCUCAUCCCAGACUAAAUUACCAGUUUAUAUGACAGUGAAUUACAUUUCAUUAAGAUACACAAUCUUGUACUUGUUAAAGAUCAGUCUGUGAACUAAAGACAAAACCCAAGUCUUUUUUUUUUAAC